Molecule: messenger RNA, 2248 nt
Organism: Cavia porcellus (domestic guinea pig)
Lineage: Eukaryota; Metazoa; Chordata; Mammalia; Rodentia; Caviidae
Gene: P4ha2
Product: prolyl 4-hydroxylase subunit alpha 2
Exons: 16
Coding region: 154-1839 (561 amino acids)
Biological process (GO): peptidyl-proline hydroxylation to 4-hydroxy-L-proline
Cellular component (GO): endoplasmic reticulum
Molecular function (GO): L-ascorbic acid binding; procollagen-proline 4-dioxygenase activity; iron ion binding
Source: RefSeq, a predicted model, not a curated record
GCGGCGGCGCUCCGGGCGCGGGAGGUGGAGACGUGGCAGCGGCUCAAGGGGCGGCGCCGGGCCGCGGCGGGGCGGGGCCGCGGGAAGGAGGCGCCCAGCGCGCCGGGGACGCCGCGGGAGGUUCUGGAAACGCCGGGAGCGGCGCGUGUCCAGAUGCUGCCCUUGCUGACCAUGAAACUCACGGUGUCCACGUGGCUGAUGGCCUGGGCUGGAGUCCUGAGCUGUGUGAAGGCUGAAUUCUUCACUUCUAUUGGGCACAUGACUGACCUGAUUUAUGCGGAGAAAGAUCUGGUGCAGUCUCUGAAGGAGUACAUCCUUAUGGAGGAAGCCAAGCUCUCCAAGAUUAAGAGUUGGGCCAGCAGAAUGGAAGCCCUGACCAGCAAGUCGGCAGCAGACCCCGAGGGCUACGUAGCCCACCCCGUGAACGCCUAUAAACUGGUGAAGCGGCUGAACACAGACUGGCCCGCGCUGGAGGACCUCGUUCUGCAGGACGCGGCUGCCGGUUUUAUCGCCAACCUCUCGGUGCAGCGCCAGUUCUUCCCCACCGAUGAGGAUGAGUCGGGAGCUGCCAAAGCCCUGAUGAGACUUCAGGACACUUACAAACUCGACCCAGGCAUGAUUUCCAGAGGGGAAAUCCCAGGAACCAAGUACCAGGCAGUGCUGAGUGUGGACGACUGCUUUGGGAUGGGCCGCUCAGCCUACAACGAAGGCGACUAUUAUCAUACAGUGCUGUGGAUGGAGCAGGCGCUAAAGCAGCUUGAUGCCGGGGAAGAGGCCACUGUAGCCAAGUCUGAGGUGCUGGACUACCUUAGCUACGCUGUCUUCCAGCUGGGCGACCUGCACCGUGCUCUGGAGCUCACCCGCCGCCUGCUGUCCCUCGACCCGAGCCACGAGCGAGCUGGAGGGAACCUGCGGUACUUUGAGCGGUUGCUGGAGGAAGAAAGAGGAAAACUGUUGUCAAAUCAGACAGAAGCUGUGCUUGCAGCCCAGGAAGGCAUCUAUGAGAGGCCAUCAGAUUACCUACCGGAGAGGGAGGUGUAUGAGAGCCUGUGUCGCGGGGAGGGCAUCAAGCUGACACCCCAGAGGCGGAAGAGGCUCUUCUGCAGGUACCACCAUGGCAACAGGGCACCAGAGCUGCUGAUCGCCCCCUUCAAAGAAGAGGACGAGUGGGACAGCCCACACAUCGUCAGGUAUUACGAUGUCAUGUCGGACGAGGAGAUCGAGAGGAUCAAGGAGAUCGCAAAGCCCAAGCUUGCACGAGCCACUGUACGUGAUCCUAAGACCGGUGUCCUCACUGUUGCCAGCUACAGGGUUUCCAAAAGCUCCUGGCUGGAGGAGGAAGACGACCCCGUAGUGGCUCGAGUCAAUCGUCGGAUGCAGCAGAUCACAGGGUUAACAGUGAAAACUGCAGAGCUGCUACAGGUCGCAAAUUAUGGAAUGGGAGGACAGUACGAGCCACACUUCGACUUCUCCAGGCGCCCUUUUGACAGCGGCCUGAAAACGGAGGGGAAUAGGUUAGCGACGUUUCUUAACUAUAGCCAUGAGCGAGAUGCUUUCAAGCGUUUAGGGACGGGGAAUCGUGUGGCCACAUUCUUAAACUACAUGAGUGACGUAGAAGCCGGAGGAGCCACUGUCUUCCCUGAUCUGGGAGCUGCACUUUGGCCCAAGAAGGGCACAGCUGUAUUCUGGUACAACCUUCUGCGGAGUGGAGAAGGUGACUACAGAACGAGGCAUGCAGCCUGCCCAGUGCUGGUGGGCUGCAAGUGGGUCUCCAACAAGUGGUUCCAUGAACGAGGACAGGAGUUCUUGAGGCCAUGCGGAUCAACGGAAGUUGACUGAUGUCCCCUCCUGCCGUUCCCCUUCCUGGCCCCACACCUCAAGUCCUCCUCAAGUUCAGCACGACGGACGGGCACCUUCCUGUGUGCCAGCUCCUGUCAGGCAGGGUUUGGGCGGAGCUGAUAUUUGUCUGGAGUGGGAAAGAGUACCGUGGGCUGGUCCAGUAUGUCCCAGGUCUCAGCCUCUUCGUCAGCCUGUGCCACCCUGGCUCCAAGAGUAGCGUUGGAGCGGCUGCAGCAGAGCCAGGCUGUCACGCACCUUGGAAGGUGCCUUUGUACCUCAGACGCUGUGGGUGAGAGAUGUGUCAGUGAACCAAAGUUCCAAAGCCUUGUUUACAUGUUGGUUUUAAUGGCAUUUCUAUAAGCUGUGGCUUAACCAGAAAAUAAAAUGUCCUUGCCAGAAGCCUUAAAAA